AUGGAUGUAAAGAGUGCCUUCUUAAAUGGGUACUUGAAUGAAGAGGUUUAUGUUGCUCAACCAAAAGGUUUUGUAGAUUCUGAGCACCUGAAGCAUGUGUAUAAGCUCAACAAAGCCUUAUAUGGACUAAAGCAAGCUCCGAGAGCUUGUGACUUUGGAAUGAUGUAUUCCUAUGAUACCACUCCCACUCUAGUUGGAUAUUGUGAUGCUGACUGGGUAGGUUCAGCUGAUGAUCGUAAAAGUACGUCUAGAGGUUGCUUCUUUUUGGGAAACAAUUUAAUCUCUUGGUUAAGUCAGAAGCAAAACUGUGUUUCUUUAUCUACAGCUGAAGCUGAAUAUAUAGCUGCAGUCGGGGAGUCUGCUGCUCCUGUCUCUCCUGCUGUGCAUGCACAUCGAGCUUCUGAGGCCACUGUAUCGGAUAUGGAUUCAGAUGAUUAUGAUAAUGUUCCAUUAAUCCGUUUGUUAAAGAAACCCUCAGGGCCAGUUACAGCCGAGAGGCUCCCUUCUGAUCCCCCAGGUUUCAUUCACUCUCAAGAGAGCUCAUCAACCGAAGGGAUAUUCAUUCCAACUUCAGGAGACCCUCGACGCUCACCAACUAUACCUUCAGGUCAUUCUCCCUUUGUUCACCCUCCUCGAUCAAAACUACCUACUUCGGAACCGGAUGUGGUGCCUACUGAGAUACCUCCUGAAGACAUUCCUCCUCCUACUGAUGAUCCCAUUGCACCAUCUUCUGAAGGAAGGCCAGAGUCUCCUAAAGGUCCUAAACCCCCAAAAAGAAAAACUCAACAGGCUAAAAGAAAUGUUACCACAAAAACUAGCAGCAAGAAAAUUCCUGCAAAUGUUCCAUCUGUUCCCAUUGAUGGAAUUUCUUUUCAUCACAAGGAAAGCGUUCAACUCUGGAAGUUUAUGAUGCAGAGGAGAAUUACCGAUGAGUUAAUUAGAGAAUUUAUUGUCAAUCUGCCUGAUGACUUUAAUGAUCCGAGUAGUGCUGACUAUCAAACCGUGUACAUUAGAGGGUUCAAAUUUGUGAUUUCACCUGCUGUGAUAAAUGGGUUUCUUGGAAAUACUAUUGAUAUUGACUGCUCUCCAUCAUGUCCUACUACUGAGGUUUUAGCUAAUGUCUUAUCUUGA
Cucumis melo (muskmelon) is the source of this 1131-nucleotide messenger RNA. RefSeq lists its product as uncharacterized. The transcript has 5 exons. The record is from RefSeq and is a predicted model, not a curated record. The coding region runs from base 1 to 1131 and encodes 376 amino acids. NCBI's taxonomy places the organism in Eukaryota, Viridiplantae, Streptophyta, Magnoliopsida, Cucurbitales, Cucurbitaceae.